Messenger RNA from Mesocricetus auratus (golden hamster), 6095 nucleotides. It is a transcript of the gene Adcy7, whose product is annotated as adenylate cyclase 7. Gene Ontology annotation, cellular component: plasma membrane. The transcript is spliced from 26 exons. NCBI's taxonomy places the organism in Eukaryota, Metazoa, Chordata, Mammalia, Rodentia, Cricetidae. Gene Ontology annotation, biological process: cAMP biosynthetic process; adenylate cyclase-activating G protein-coupled receptor signaling pathway; intracellular signal transduction. Gene Ontology annotation, molecular function: adenylate cyclase activity. Bases 639 to 4019 code for a protein of 1126 amino acids. The record is from RefSeq and is a predicted model, not a curated record.
UUCUGGAAACCCUGCUGUCUGCCUCUGGAAUGAAGGUGUGACCAGGACAUUGUCUGUGUGCCCAGCUUGGACAGGAAGAGAUCCCUGUGUGUCCCUGAACCCAGGCUGGGAGUUGAGUCUAAGCAUUGGAAUGUUCCUCGGACCUCAGGGAAAAUCCCAAUACAGGGAGGCUGAAUGACUGGACCACAAGGCUGGCAAGGCAUCUCUGACUGGCCAGAGCCUGGAAGAGCUGGGGGGAACCUGAGGCCAGCCUGCUCUGCCUCUGGAGGAGGUGAGCCCCACCGUGCUCCUACUGCUGGCAGCAGAGUGGGUUCCAUGCUCCUGUGCUAUAGUCCAGCCUGGCGGGAACACCACGAGGUCCUGAGAUUCCUGUGGCUGCAGGAAAACCUUCUGCAAGGGUCUGAGAACCUGGAAGGUCCUGUUAGCCCAUCCUAGACGACACCCUGAAGACAGCAGUGACCAACACCCAGUGGCUGGAGCCGGUGCCAUGUGCCCAUGGAGCCGCAGGCUCUGGGUGCCUCUGCCCAGCCCUGCCUGCUAGCCUCAGAGAGGCCACACACAAUAGUGUCAGGAGACAGAUGUGUCUCGGGCCGUGGGGCUCCUGAGCAGGCUGCUGGAGCAGGCCGCUGGGGAAGAAGAUGCCAGCCAAAGGACGCUACUUCCUAAAUGAGGGUGAGGAAGGCCCCAACCAGGCAAAGCUCUAUGAGAAGUAUCGCCUCACCAGCCAGCACGGGCCGCUGUUGCUCUUGCUCCUCCUGGUGGCUGUGGCCACCUGCAUUGCACUCGUCAUCGUCACCUUCAGCCAUGAGGAUCCCGCCAGACACCAGGCUGUCCUGGGCACUGCCUUCUUCAUGCUGACGCUGUUUGUGGCUCUCUAUGUGCUGGUGUAUGUUGAGUGCCUGGUGCGGCGAUGGCUGUGGGCCUUGGCUCUACUCACCUGGGCCAGCCUCAUGAUGCUCGGCUCCGUGCUGAUGUGGGACUCCUGGAAGAAUGGAGCCUGUGCGUGGGAGCAGGUACCGUUCUUCCUGUUCAUUGUCUUUGUGGUGUACGCACUCCUGCCCCUCAGCACCCGGGCAGCCAUCACAGUGGGGAUGGUCUCCACCGUCUCCCACCUCCUGGUGUUUGGAGCUGUGACAGGAGCCUUCAAGAAGCCCGUGUCCGGAGCCCAGCUGGCGCUGCAGCUCCUGGCCAACGCCAUUAUCCUCCUGGGCGGGAACUUCACGGGUGCCUUCCACAAGCACCAGCUUCAGGAUGCUUCCCGGGACCUCUUCAUCUACACUGUCAAGUGCAUCCAGAUCCGCCGGAAGCUGCGUGUGGAGAAGCGCCAGCAGGAGAGCCUGCUGCUCUCCGUGCUCCCGGCUCACAUAUCCAUGGGCAUGAAGCUGGCCAUCAUCGAGCGCCUCAAAGAGGGUGGUGACCACCGUCACAUGCCUGACAACAACUUUCACAGCCUCUACGUCAAACGGCACCAGAAUGUCAGCAUCUUGUAUGCAGACAUCGUGGGCUUCACACGGCUGGCCAGCGACUGCUCGCCCAAGGAGCUGGUGGUGGUGCUCAACGAGCUGUUCGGGAAGUUUGACCAGAUUGCCAAGGCCAACGAGUGCAUGCGGAUCAAGAUCCUGGGUGACUGCUACUACUGUGUGUCAGGCCUGCCUGUGUCGCUGCCCACCCACGCCCACAACUGCGUGAAGAUGGGUCUGGACAUAUGUGAGGCCAUUAAGCAGGUGCGUGAGGCCACAGGAGUGGACAUCAGCAUGCGUGUGGGCAUCCACUCCGGGAAUGUGCUGUGUGGGGUCAUCGGGCUCCGCAAGUGGCAGUAUGAUGUGUGGUCCCAUGAUGUGUCCCUGGCCAACAGGAUGGAGGCAGCUGGAGUCCCUGGCCGGGUGCACAUCACAGAGGCGACACUGAACCACCUGGACAAGGCGUACGAGGUGGAGGAUGGGAACGGGCAGCAGCGUGACCCCUAUCUGAAAGAGAUGAACAUCCGAACCUACCUGGUGAUCGACCCCCGGAGCCAGCAGCCACCCCCACCCAGUCAUCACCUCCCCAAGCCCAAGGGGGAUGCAGCCCUGAAGAUGCGAGCUUCAGUGCGUGUGACCCGCUAUCUCGAGACCUGGGGGGCAGCGCGGCCCUUUGCACACCUCAACCACCGGGAGAGUGUGAGCAGCAGUGAGACCCCCAGUCCCACUGGACAGAGGCCAAAGUGUAAGGAAAGAAAGGCAGGCCCGUGGUGGAUGAGGCUCAGGGCUCAGGGACUGGUCAUCUUCUCUCCCCCCUUUCAGGCCACCCCUCUGCGCCGACACCGUGCCAUUGAUAGGAGUACAUCCCCCAAGGGGCGCUUGGACGAUGACUGUGAUGAUGAAAUGCUCUCAGCCAUCGAGGGGCUCAGCUCUACCAGGCCCUGCUGCUCCAAGUCUGAUGACUUCCACACCUUUGGCCCCAUCUUCCUGGAGAAGGGCUUUGAGCGUGAGUACCGCCUGGUGCCCAUCCCCCGGGCUCGCUACGACUUCGCCUGUGCCAGCCUGGUCUUCGUCUGCAUCCUGCUUGUCCACCUCCUUGUGAUGCCCAGCGUGGCCUCUUUGGGUGUGUCUUUUGGCCUGGUGGCCUGCCUGCUGGGGCUGGUGCUAAGUUUCUGCUUUGCUACUGAGUUCUCGCGGUGCUUUCCAGCCCGAGGUACACUCCAGGCCAUCUCAGAGAGUGUGGAGACACAGCCCCUGCUCAGGCUGUCCCUGGUUGUGCUGACUGUUGGCAGCCUACUGACUGUUGCCAUCGUCACUAUGCCACUGAUGCUUAACCCAGGCCCGGAGCCACCAGAAGAUACAGAGACAAGCCCACUGACUGCAAGGAGUAGAGUCGGGACCCCAAGUGAGCUCCUCCCGUACUACACCUGCAGCUGCAUCCUGGGUUUCAUCUCGUGCUCUGUUUUCCUGCGGAUGAGCCUGGAGCUGAAGGCCCUGCUGCUGACAGUGGCCUUGGUGGCUUACCUGCUGCUCUUCAACCUCUCCCCCUGCUGGCAUGUCCCAGGCAACAGCACGGAAACCAACAGGACACACAGGACACCACCACUCCUGCCUGCUGGACAAAGCACACCCAGCUACACCCUUGCUCUGGAGGCUCAGGUGACUACUCCCUCCCCCGGCAAAUGUUUAGAGAAAGAUCUGAAGACCAUGAUCAACUUCUACCUGGUCCUGUUCUAUGCUACCCUCAUCUUGCUGUCUAGACAGAUUGACUACUAUUGCCGCUUGGACUGUCUGUGGAAGAAGAAGUUCAAGAAAGAGCACGAGGAGUUUGAAACAAUGGAGAAUGUGAACCGCCUCCUCCUGGAGAAUGUGCUGCCAGCGCACGUGGCUGCCCACUUCAUUGGUGACAAGGCAGCUGAGGACUGGUACCAUCAGUCUUAUGACUGUGUCUGUGUCAUGUUUGCAUCCGUUCCGGACUUCAAAGUGUUCUACACUGAGUGCGAUGUCAACAAAGAAGGAUUGGAGUGCCUGCGCCUGUUGAAUGAGAUCAUUGCUGAUUUCGACGAGCUGCUGCUGAAGCCCAAGUUCAGCGGUGUGGAGAAGAUCAAGACCAUUGGCAGCACCUAUAUGGCUGCAGCAGGUCUCAGUAUCCCCUCAGGACAUGAGAACCAGGACCUGGAGCGGCAGCAUGUGCACAUUGGUGUCUUGGUGGAGUUCAGCAUGGCCCUGAUGAGCAAGCUGGAUGGAAUCAACAGGCACUCCUUCAAUUCCUUCCGCCUCCGAGUUGGCAUAAACCAUGGGCCUGUAAUUGCUGGAGUGAUUGGAGCACGCAAGCCUCAGUAUGACAUCUGGGGAAACACAGUCAACGUAGCCAGCCGAAUGGAGAGCACUGGAGAGCUUGGGAAAAUCCAGGUCACAGAAGAGACGUGCACCAUCCUCCAGGGACUAGGAUAUUCUUGUGAGUGCCGAGGGCUGAUCAACGUCAAAGGCAAAGGCGAGCUGCGGACUUACUUUGUGUGUACAGACACUGCCAAGUUUCAAGGGCUGGGGCUGAACUGAGGUGUCUGGUAGUCAGUCUCCUUCCCUGAGGGAGCCAAGAAUGCAGCCCAUGCCAGCUGCAGAUGGCCAUGUGGCUGCGUUGGACUUGCACUACAGGACGGCUUUGACACGUACAUCAGAUUCUGUUUGAAGCAGCUACUAAGUUGUCCACAGGACCUCCGUGUUUCAGCCUGUGCGGUUCCUAGUUAGAUCACUGGUCUACUACAGGCUAUGUGCGUGUUCCAGACUGUUGGGGAAGAGACCUUAGUGUGUGACCAAGACUGAUACCCAGUGAAUAGCAUACACAGGGCGACAGACCCUCUCCUGGUUCUAGGAGACUCAGCCAGGUUGUCUAGCAUGGGUUGAAGCCUCUUCUUCCCAUCAGUACCUGCCAUGGGAUGCUAAUCUCUCAUGCAGGUGACAUUCUGGCAAAUGGAAUUGAAAACAGUGUGCAUACUGGCAAGUGGUCUCAAACAGCAGGAAAAAUUUCUAAUUGACAUGCCACUUUUUACCAUCUCUGGCUUAUGUCUGAAAUGGGAGUUUUACCUUUACUACAGACUCUUUGAUGCUAGACAAAGAUCUUCUUUCCAGUAUAUUCUCCCUUCUUAACCACUGACUACAUGUAAACAGGACUGCUGUCCAGUGCUAGGAUGAACUUGACUACAGAGACAGUUCUAAGGGUGGCAAGGAGCAGCAAAGCCUUGGAUCUCCAUCAAGCAUUUUGACGUAGGUCUUUUGGGACAAGGUUCAGGAAGCUCAAAGUCUAGAAAUGAGGUAUAAUGCUUCAGUUUUUCUGUCUGCAUUUUAUUUAUUCUUUUGGAGACAGGGUCAGCCUAGGUUGGCCUCAAACUAUCAACUCUACGGCUUCAGUUUCCUGAGUGCUUCAAAUACAGAUGUGCACUACCAUGGCUAGCCUUUUUUUCCAUGGGAAAGCCUGUGUAGAGAGGGCUUGGGCAAUCUGUGUACCUCCUGUUCUUUCUCCAGUCUUCUGAGUUGAGUGCAGAGUUGCAGAGACUAUUCAUCUACCUGGCAGGAACAUGUGUUGAGGUCCCUGACCUGUAAAAUUGAGCCCCUUGACAAAUGCCAAGUUAUUCUCCCUCAAAUGAGUCAAGGCAAAAACUAGCUUUGUGUGAUGGUGUUUUACUGUGCUUUAGCUCCAGACCACUCAAUGUGAGAGAUGAGCAAACAUAUCACUCCUUUCUGGAAGUGACUUCACUACAUCAUGGUAUUCUUAGCUAGAAGUCACCAGGGAACCUCCUAAAGUACAGAAAAUCAUGCAUACAGGAGUCUGCAAAUGAUGUAUGUGUUGCAGGAGGGUGCCUGACCAGCCAGACUUAACCUGGAACUUCAGUUCAAAGAUGAGUGGUCAGGGAUUCAGACCACUGUGUUCUGUGGAGUUUAUCAGCCCCGGGAAGAGGGGCUGACUCCAGUCUGCACAAAGGAAUCUAGCAGUGGUCAGGGCUUUUCCAGCAGGCUCCUUUGGGGUUAGGAUGCAGUCCACUCAGAGCAGGAAUACUCACUCCUACUCUUCCAAUAUCCAAGUUACUUUUUUUCUCUCCAGCAACAGAAAUCCUGGUUUAAAAAUAAUUGGCUACUGCUCACACAUGGUUCUCUAUUUUCAACUGAAGCACUGUGUUAGGAAUAUUUUUAAGUUAUUGUUCAAGUCUUAAGAGUGUAACUGACAAAAAAUAAAAAAACCACUUGGGAGUUAUGCACAUACUUGUUUUUGAAUUUCCAAGUAAUUUCUUCACAAGUGUCUUGUUUUAUCAUAGGAACUUAAAAAACCCCAAAGCCUUCUGUGGGUCAAGGAUUCAUUUCAGAGUCUCCCCUAAGGUGGCCUUCAUUGACUACAGAAGGUAAUACUCUAGGUUUUCCCGCUUACUUAGGGACACUUCCUGACAAAUGAUUAUUAUUGCAUACUUCAUGGAGAACAGGCCAAUGCUUGGAGCAGGUGAAGCAAACAACUAUGGUUUGCUCUGUAUGCUUAAUAUUUAUAGCUCCAUAACAUCUGUCUCAAGUGUUUUGUUUCCUUUUCAUAUAAAUCAGUGUCUGGCUCCUUUUUAUAUAUUCAACCAACAAUUAAAAAACCUGAAUUUC